Molecule: messenger RNA, 1317 nt
Organism: Capsella rubella
Lineage: Eukaryota; Viridiplantae; Streptophyta; Magnoliopsida; Brassicales; Brassicaceae
Product: F-box/LRR-repeat protein At2g40920-like
Exons: 2
Coding region: 1-1317 (438 amino acids)
Molecular function (GO): protein binding
Source: RefSeq, a predicted model, not a curated record
AUGCAGAGAAGAAGGGUGGAUCUAAAACAAGCGAAGUCAGAGCAGGAGGAGUGUCAGAUCAUUCCCCAGGUCGUCUCUCUCAGAGAUUUCGAUCAGAUUCAGAUAAAGGAUGGAGAAGGAGUGAACUCAUUAGCAUUGUUUCCAGCCGAAAUUCGUGACAACAUUGAUCUCGUGAUCGAGAUUCUUAUGAAAUUGCCAACAAAGUUCCUGAUGAGGUUCAAGUGCGUCUCAAAGCAGUGGUCAUCCCUCAUAUUUUGUCGAUAUUUUUGCAAACGUUUGUUUACUACGGUCAGACGAAGACAACCACGCCUGUACAUGUGCUUAGUGGAUGGCGCAAGCGAGGACCGUGUACUUCUAUCAACAUCAUCACCAAUUCCAGACAACACAGCUUGUUUUGUGGUUGUCGAGCAAGAGUUGAGCAUCCCAGGGAUGGGAGGCUUAUUCUUGAACGUAGUUCAUGGCUUGAUGUGUUUCUCCCGUGGUGACAAGGUGUGUAUCUAUAACCCCAGCACCAAACAACUCUUGACAUUACCCAAGGUAAAAUCAGACAUUGUAGCUGAACAAGGUCAAAAGAAGCGUCAUACCCAGUAUUAUAUAGGACACGACCCUGUUAGUGGUCAGUACAAACUAGUCUGCACUGUUGGGGUAUGCGCGCGAAAGCCAUGUUUGGGUAAUCUGAAGUCAGAGCACUGGGUCUUCGCACUAGAAUCUGGAAGUUCGUGGAGAAAGGUUGUUACACUGGAAAACUAUCGUCAUCAUGCCCCUUCCCCGCUAGGACGGUCUACCAGUGGAUCAGUAGUACGUUAUAUGGCUUGGCCUGAUAAUUAUCAUUGUGUGGUUGUGAGUUUCGACAUUAGGUCUGAAAAGUUUACUAUCAUCCCAGUACCUAGGGAGAUGGCCGAUGAUGAGGCUGUGUCUGCAGUUACGAUGAGGGCUGAUCUUAUAGAGUAUGGUGGGAAGAUAGCAAUUUUCCAUCACACUUACCUUAAAGACGAGGGUUCAUCGGAUUUAUGGGUUUUGGAAGACGUUGGGAAGAAUGAAUGGUCGAAGAAGACUAUGGUUUUGCAGCCAUGUCAAAGGCAUUUAGUCGAAGACAUUGGAUUGAUCGUAAGGGGUACAACUCAAGACGGCAAGGUAAUCUUGGCACCGUGGAAGAUGCAUUCCCGAUUCUACAUUCUGUAUUACGACUUGGAAAGCAAUGACUUGAGAAAGGUUGAAAUCAAAGGAGUACCACGCAUGUGGCUUGAUAGAGAAGAAUGCUAUCUUGACUUGAAUUAUAUGGGUGAUAGUGAGGGCUUCAUUUACUUGGAAACUUGA